UCCUUAGAGAGAGUUGUCUCGCGCCCCUAGGUAUUCUCUACCUACCCACCUGUGUCGGUUUCGGGUACAG
Molecule: messenger RNA, 70 nt
Organism: Closterium sp. NIES-67
Lineage: Eukaryota; Viridiplantae; Streptophyta; Zygnematophyceae; Desmidiales; Closteriaceae
Source: the annotation of a GenBank genome assembly